CAAUAAAUAAUAUAAAUAAACAAUGUCAAGUGUUGGAUCAGGGUAUGAUUUAUAUGUAUCAACAUAUUCACCAGAUGGUAAAUUAUUUCAAGUAGAAUAUGCCAAUAAGGCAGUUGAAAACAGUGGUACACUUGUUGCUAUUAAAACUAAAGAUGGUGUUGUAAUAGGUAUUGAAAAAUUAGUUCCAUCAAAGAUGUUAUGCCAUGGUUCAAAUCGUAGAAUUCAUCAUAUUGAUACACAUAUUGGUGUUGGUGUUUCAGGAUUUUUAGCAGAUGCAAGACAAUUAAUUACACGUGCCAGAUCAGAAGCCAAACAAUACAGACAAGUUUAUGGUCAACCAAUUCCAAUUAAAGUUUUAUCACAAAGAAUUGCAUCAUAUAACCACGUUCAUACAUUAUAUGGUAGUGUUAGACCAUUUGGUUGUUCAAUUGCCAUUUCUGGUAUCGAUCAAUAUGGACCACAACUUUAUAUGAUCGAACCAUCAGGUUCAUGUAUUGGUUACUUUGGUUCUUCUUUGGGUAAGGGUAAACAAGCUGCUAAAAAUGAAUUAGAAAAAGUUAAAUUUUCAGAAAUUACAACACGUGAAGCUAUUAAAGAAGUUGCAAGAAUUAUUUACUCUGUUCAUGAUGAAGUUAAAGAUAAAGAUUUUGAAUUAGAAUUAGGUUGGAUUUCAAAUGAAACCAAUGGUGUUCACCAACUUGUUCCAAAAGAUAUAUUCGAUGAAGCUGAAGCUUAUGCUAAACAAGCUUUAGAAGAAGCCAAUAUGUAAAUUUUUCCAAUCAAAAUAAAAUAAAAUAAAAAAACUUCAUAAUAUAAUUACUUGUUUUAUAAAAAAAAUAAAUAAAAAUAAAUAAAUAAAAAUAAAUAAAUAACAUUUAUAUUAUUUUUAUAUUAUUUAAUUU
Messenger RNA from Dictyostelium purpureum, 902 nucleotides. Its product is annotated as 20S proteasome subunit alpha-3. Gene Ontology annotation, cellular component: proteasome core complex; proteasome core complex, alpha-subunit complex; nucleus. The coding region runs from base 23 to 769 and encodes 248 amino acids. The record is from RefSeq and is a predicted model, not a curated record. The transcript has 4 exons. NCBI's taxonomy places the organism in Eukaryota, Evosea, Eumycetozoa, Dictyosteliales, Dictyosteliaceae. Gene Ontology annotation, biological process: ubiquitin-dependent protein catabolic process.